GCGAUUUGAAGUACACAAGACGAGGUUUUAGUGCAGGUGAAGGCUCCACUGUGUUAAGCACCUGCAACUGCCCUUAUACGCCUAGACACGUUGCGGAGCAUUCACGAACAACAUACAUGGGAGUCCAUGGGCUUUGGCGGCUGCUGGAUUCCUUCGGUACGGUGGUGCAGCCGGACGAUCUCAAGGGGAAGCGCGUCGCCAUUGACGCCAGUAUUUGGAUUGCCCAGUUUCGCGCCCGCAUCGCUCCCGGCGAGGAUGUCGAGCACAAAAUACUCGAAGGUUUUCUGGCGCGUAUUCUCAAGCUGCUGUUUUACGGCAUGAAACCUGUCUUCGUCUUUGAUGGCCGGGCCUCCUCCAUCAAAGGCGCAGAGCACUAUCGACGAAUGCGGCUACGCGCCCUAAACGCACAGGCGCUGCUGAAGCGCCGCGCUAAACAAAUUUUGAUGGCGCAGGUGGCGGCGGGCGCGCUUGACUUGGAGGAGCUGAAGAAGGGAGUAUCGACUGAUGCCGAAAACGAAACGAGCUUCUCUGCUGCAGACGCGAAAAACAGCGCCGUUGUACCCGCAAGCGCGACUGACAAGAUGCCGGAGGGAGUCGCCACCUCAGGCGCUGUGGCCACAGAAGUAGCGAAUUCUUCUCGUACUGUUGGCGAGGCCAAGGGAGCAACGGAGGACAUCGCAGCCUCACUUCUGCCUCGUCCCGGAAAGCGACGCCGUUGUGGUCCGCGCCGUUCAUCCCACCAUCCUCGUCAUCAUCAUCACUGCCGCCGUCGUCGUCUCGCACCGGACGCGGUGUCUAGUCGAAGCACGCUCCAUUUUUUGCAAGAUGUUGAAGGGAUACUGGAAGAGCGGACAAGACACGAGGCACGCGUCUUGCACAAUGCCUUGCAUAACACUAGCACCUCGCUCUUUAUGGGCCCCCGACGCGCGGUGGAGGACGUCAGGGAGAGCGGUGUGAAUCCGCAAGAGAGCGGUCGAGCGUCGCCUUCUGCACCCGUUCAGCCCUCUCCUCUUCACCCGUGUGUUGUUGUCGUAGAUGACUCGGCGCCGCAGCUACUUGAGCGAGAAGAUGUGAUCAGCGUGACGGAUAGCGAUGCGAGCUACGACGACGUUGAUGAAGAAGACGUAGACGACGGUAGCGACACGCCCUCGGACUGCUGCGCGGUGUCGUCCUCCUCGGGCGGUGUUAGCGUGACAGAGGGCGGCAUCGUGGUGCAGGUGGAGAAGCGAAAUGCGUCGUCCCGCUCGCCGUCAAGCGCGAGCAGCGCGGCUGUCCUGCACAGCGGUGACCUCGCCCACUUCCUCACCACACUCUCACAGCGAACGCCGCCUCUCCACGCAUCACCAGAGCGCGAGCGCCAAAGAAUGGCGGAAAACGGAGCUGGAGGGUCAGCGAUGAGAGAGGGAACGGCUGCCGAGGUGCCUAAAUCGAGUGCAAUCUGGAUUGGCAGCAGCGAUGCCGAUGACGAUGUCAACGAGGAUGCGACACAUGAGGCUCACGGAGAGUUAGAAAUGAGUGAAGACACGGAAGAGAAAGACGAGGAACAGAGCGACAGUGGCACGUGGGAGGAAGACGAUGAUGGGGAGGCGAAGGAGAGCGAUAUGGACAGCGCUGCGGGUGCCGCCGACUUGGCGUGGCAGCCUUUCACUCAGCGCCUAGACCCAGCACUUUUCUUGCAGCACCUUACCACGUUGAGGGGUAUUUCGCAGCCCUCCGCUGUCACACCCCCGCGCAUCGAUGCGGCCGACAAGACCCACGAAGGCAGCGAUGACGAUGACAACGACGGCUUCACUCCGGUGAAGCUUGGGCGCACGCAUCACACGAGGCCACCGCCGCCGCUGCUGCGGCAGCAGCAGCAGCAGCAGCAGCCCACCAUGGUGGUAGUGGUGAACAGCAGCGAUGGCGACGAAGAGAGCAACUCGACAGUGCAUGGAUUCAAUCCUCCCCUUAACGGUGGGUCUGCCACGGGCUCUUCUUCGGUUCUUGGGAAAGGAGGCGAUACAGCAAGAGCAUGUGGUGGCGGUGAUGGCCGGUCUAGUCCUCCGCCGCCUGCUUCCCGAACGCCGACCAGCAAGAGCAACCUUGCUUCCAUUGCAGACGCCGAGCCGACGACUGCACCUCGCCUCAACUCCACGCGCAGCAGCGUUGCCAUUGUCCCUUUCGAGCUCCUCCACGUCGUCGAGCUGCUCGACUGCUGCGGUGUGCCCUACGUUCUGAGCCCCGCCGAGGCCGACGCGCAGUGCGCCUUUCUCGCGCGAAACGGACUGGUCGACGCCGUCUUCACGGAGGACAGCGAUGUGCUCGUGCACGGCGCCACCACCGUCUUGCGCGGUUUUUUUUCCCAGUCAAAGAACGUGGUAGCCUACAAGCAGGCGGAGCUGGCGGCGUGCGGCGUUACCAAGACGAUUCUCGUUGCAUUGGCCUCCCUGCUGGGCUGCGAUUAUACGGACGGCGUGGCGGGCAUCGGCCUGGUGGGCGCGUUGGAGGCGCUGGUGGUGUCGUGGACCGCGGCGGAGAAUCAUAAGGACAACUACGACUCCCCGCUGGCAGUGCUGCACGUGUUGCGUCGAUGGCGCAAGUUGGUGCAGCACCCUCCGCAGUCCUGGCGCGACGUAGACGACGAGAUGACCGUGGCGCAGUUCGCGCUGUUUCAUUCUGCCAUUGCGCAGUGGCAACUGCUGGAGAGGAAGCCGAGCUUUCCCGAGACGCAAGCCGUGGAGGCCUUCUACACCGCCGAGGUGGACACCGACUUGACGUCCUUCAUGUGGCUGCCGCCUGACUGGCAGCAGAUCCGCGUCUUUGCAGGCGCAUUAGGCGCGCUCAGCUCGACGUGGCUCGUGCAGCGGUAUGAGCUGGCGCGGAAGGAGUGGCUCAAACGUGAGGCGGAGGCGGAGAAGUCAGUCGCUGCGUCCGACAACGCACAGCGCCGGCUGACCGACUACGGGGCACAGGAACAUGUGCGAGCGGGGUGGGCCUUUCAGAAGCAGCCGCGCCGACACGCGGCAAUACUGUCGCAACUUCGCGCUGUCCAGCUGAUGCGGUGA
Messenger RNA from Leptomonas pyrrhocoris, 3044 nucleotides. Its product is annotated as putative DNA repair protein RAD2. Gene Ontology annotation, cellular component: nucleus. The record is from RefSeq and is a predicted model, not a curated record. The coding region runs from base 117 to 3044 and encodes 975 amino acids. NCBI's taxonomy places the organism in Eukaryota, Euglenozoa, Kinetoplastea, Trypanosomatida, Trypanosomatidae. Gene Ontology annotation, molecular function: single-stranded DNA binding; 5'-flap endonuclease activity. The transcript has a single exon. Gene Ontology annotation, biological process: nucleotide-excision repair.